CUUGGUCUGUGUAUGCCGGAAGGAGAAGGGGUAGGAAACCGAAGUCAUCAGUUAUAAAGCCAAACGUGACGGCCUGGGUUGGGGUAAGGAUGUGAGGGGGAACGGAGAGGGAUCAAAAUGCAGGUGGCUGAAUGGUGGCUUAGUUGCUGAUUACCAUUGCCGUGUCAGGUAGAGAAGGAAGAAAUGAAACAGAUUCUUGCUUUCUUUAUAUGGGCUAUCGGGAGGAAUGGCGGAAGAGGAAGAAAGAAGGAAGAGGAGAUUUGCUAGGGCCAAGAUGAGUUCUGAGGAGGCUCUGCAGCUUAUUUCCUGCCCAAAGCACUGUAGUCGGGAAAGAGAACGCGCCUGUCUCCUCCUGGACCUGCUGCUGCCCAGGGCUGGACAAAGGACUCGCGGGAGAGGAGCGCGCUCCCUGCUUAGUGCGCAGGCGCCGGGAGGCGUCGCCUAGCAACCAGCGACAACUGUGGACUGGGCGGUUGGCGACCGCUGCAGCCGGUGGGGACCGCUGAGUGUGAGGAGCUCGGCCUCUGCGGGGCCUCCCGACAGGUGGUGAUAAAACAUCCGCUGUACUGCCCAGGAUCAGCUCUGUCCUUUGCAACACGGGAUCAUUAGGAUGGGUAAAAAGAUAAAGAAGGAAGUUGAACCUCCUCCUAAAGAUGUGUUUGACCCAUUAACAAUUGAAAGCAAAAAAGCAGCGACUGUGGUGUUAAUGCUUAAUUCUCCUGAAGAAGAAAUUUUGGCUAAAGCAUGUGAAGCCAUUUAUAAAUUUGCUUUAAAAGGUGAGGAAAAUAAAGCAACGCUCCUUCAACUUGGAGCUGUGGAGCCCUUAACCAAGCUGCUCACCCAUGAAGAUAAAACUGUAAGAAGAAAUGCCACUAUGAUAUUUGGAAUCCUAACUUCUAACAAUGAUGUUAAAAAAUUGCUAAGGGAGUUAGACGUCAUGAAUUCUGUUAUUGCCCAGCUCUCUCCAGAAGAGGAAGUAGUUAUCCACGAGUUUGCUAGUCUUUGCCUGGCGAACAUGUCCAUAGAGUACACCGGUAAACUGCAGAUAUUUCAACAUGGCGCCCUGGAGCCUCUCCUCAGACUUCUGAGUAGCCCGGAUCCGGAUGUGAAGAAGAAUUCUAUUGAAUGCAUUUACAACUUGGUACAGGAUUUUCAGUGUCGAACUACAUUUCAAGAACUAAAUGCAAUUCCUCCUGUAUUAGAUCUCUUGAAAUCAGAAUAUCCAAUUAUUCAGCUGUUGGCUCUCAAAACGUUGGGUGUUAUUACAAAUGAUAAGAAGUCCCAGGCAAUGCUAAGAGACAGUCAAGGGCUGGACCACCUUAUUAAAAUCCUAGAAACCAAGGAACUGAAUGACCUCCACGCAGAAGCUCUUUCGGUGGUGGCCAAUUGCCUUGAGGACAUGGAGAGUAUGCUGCUGAUUCAGCAGACAGGAGGGCUUAGGAAGUUCCUAGCCUUUGCGGAAAACUCUACAAUUCCUGAUAUUCAGAAGAACGCAGCGAGAGCAAUUGCUAAAGCAGCUUAUGAUCCUGAAAGUAGAAAGCUUUUCCACGAACAAGAGGUUGAAAAGUGCCUUGUCACCCUUUUGGGUUCUGAGAGUGACGGAACUAAAGUCGCUGCUUCCCAAGCUAUUUCGGCCAUGUGCGAGAACACGGGCAGCAAAGAGUUUUUCAGCACUCAGGGGAUUCCGCAGUUAGUGCACUUGCUCAAAAGUGACAGUGAAGAGGUCCGAGAAGCCGCCGCCCUGGCCCUGGCCAAUUUGACCACCAGCAAUCCUGCUAAUGCAAACGCCGCUGCGGAGGCCGACGCCAUCGAGCCCCUGAUUAGCACGCUGUCCAGUAAGCGCGACGGCGCCGUGGCCAACGCGGCCACCGUACUGACGAACAUGGCUAUGCAGGAGCCGCUGCGCGGGGCCAUGCAGAGCCACGACGUCCUGCAGGCCCUCAUCGGCCCGCUGGGCUCUGCCAAUGCCGUGGUGCAGAGCAAGGCCGCCCUCGCCGUUGCGGCCACCGCCUGUGAUGCAGAGGCUCGCGCAGAGUUAAGAAACCGAGGUGGGCUGGAGCCGCUGGUGGAGCUCCUGCACUCCAAGAACGACGAGGUCCGGAGGUACUCCAGCCAGGCCGUCAUGGUCUGCGCAGGCGAUGAGCCGACGGCCGCGGAGCUAUGCAGGCUCGGGGCUUUGGAUAUCCUUGAAGAAAUUAAUCUAUCAGUAAGUCGAAAAAAUAAAUUCAGUGAGGCAGCUUAUAACAAGUUGCUCAACAACAAUCUUUCCCUGAAAUACAGCCAGACUGGCUAUUUGUCAUCGAGUAACCUAAUUGGCGAUGGGUUCUAUGAUUAUGGCCGGAUAAAUCCUGGCACUAAACUUCUGCCACUGAAGGAGCUCUGCUUGCAAGGACCCAGUGAUCAACGCGCUGUUCUCUUAAUCAACAAUAAAUCUGUUGAUGUUUCUCUACCUAUGGAAGAUAAAUCAUCAGACCUUAGUUAUGGACGAAGUAUUUCUUCUUCAUCUUCACUAAGAGGAGCAAGUAGAGAAAAGACCAUUUCUCGUUUUAGUACUGGCUUUGGAUCUCCCACAGAGCUGAAGUCAGAUCCUACUUCGGGAAGAAAUACCGUUCUUAGCAAAAGUGCUACUAAAGAAAAAGGACUGAGGAAAGGCAGAGGGAAAAAAGAAGAGGAGAAAGUGAAAGAGGAGGAAGAGGUUCUGGCAAUACCAAAGCUGGCUGGAGAAGGCAGCCCUGAGAAAGAGUGGUACCCGCCCCCUGACCCUGACCUCUGCACGUACGUGUACGAAGUGACCAGGUCAAUCCUGCCCAUAACCAACCUCAAGGAGCAGAUUGAGCUUCUUGCCAAAUACGUGGCAGAAAAAAUGGGUGGUAGGAUUGCAAAAGACAAACUGCCGGAUUUCAGCUGGGAGCUUCACAUAAGUGAACUAAAAUUUCAACUGAAAUCCAAUGUUAUACCAAUCGGAUAUAUCAAAAAAGGAAUCUUCUACCAUCGAGCUUUGCUUUUCAAGGCUCUGGCUGAUAAAAUUGGCGUGGGCUGCUCUCUGGUUCGAGGGGAGUACGGCCGCACGUGGAAUGAAGUGAAGCUGCUGGACCAGUCUCGGAAGGGGGUGACCGGGGGCCUCCCCGCACCAGAAAUCUUCAUCGUUGACCUCAUGUUCCACCCCGGGGCCCUGAUGAAGUUAGGGAGCAGAGAGGCCAAUCUUUACCGAUUUCUCUAACCUGUCACAGGGGCAUCGGGCUUCAAACUCAAAGCUCUCUGUGUACAAUACACAAAGUCCACCGAUUGAUUUUCUGCCCUUAAAUACAAGUACUAGAAAUGUUCAGCUUGUGUUUGCUUCUGAUUUCAGGCGUGUGGCAUGGGUUGGGGGGUUCGUUGGGUCGCGUUGUGGUCACUGCCCCUCAUAGGAAGAUUGCUGUGGGUGAAACCGACCCAGGCCACUGCUCCAAAGGGGGGUAUCUGUCACCUAGGAGCUUUGUGUGCUGCUCCCUGGGGCUACACUGUGGCCUUGUCCUCAACCUGAGGCAUUGUGGGCAUGAAGGAGGACAGGGACAAGAGCACAAAAUUAUGAGUAAAUGCGUAUUUCAAGCAG
Molecule: messenger RNA, 3592 nt
Organism: Fukomys damarensis (Damara mole-rat)
Lineage: Eukaryota; Metazoa; Chordata; Mammalia; Rodentia; Bathyergidae
Gene: Armc3
Product: armadillo repeat containing 3
Exons: 20
Coding region: 611-3220 (869 amino acids)
Molecular function (GO): protein binding
Source: RefSeq, a predicted model, not a curated record